Molecule: messenger RNA, 5058 nt
Organism: Mesoplodon densirostris (Blainville's beaked whale)
Lineage: Eukaryota; Metazoa; Chordata; Mammalia; Artiodactyla; Ziphiidae
Product: protein eva-1 homolog A
Exons: 5
Coding region: 3014-4546 (510 amino acids)
Source: RefSeq, a predicted model, not a curated record
GGGAAGACCGAAGGAAAUGAGACAACCUUUUCCUCCCACUGACUCGCGCUUCUCCAGCGGCUGCGGGGCUCACUACCGCUGCCCGUGAGCGCCCAGGCCGAGACCCAGCGUCCCGCGCCCGCCUCGUCGUGUCUCCCCGGGGAUUUCUUUCCGAGGCGCCAGUGCCGGCCCAAACCCUGGCCACAGCUUUGUCGCGUCCUCCCCUUAGUGAUCGGCUCCUGGUCCCCGAGCAAGGACCCCGGAAGUGCGCGUCGGUGGCUCUGGCGAAGCUCCAGACUUUUCCCGAACUCCCUCCCAGCUAGUCCUGGCGCACUAACCCCUUCAGGCUGUGUUCACGCCGCUAGCGCUCCGACCGAAGCCCGAGCCUCAGCUCCCAAUCCCCGCCCUCCCCGGCGGCUGAGCAGACAAGCCUGUCGGGCUGGCACAGUCUAUUUUGUGAAGCAUCAAGCACAGAAAAGAAGACUCCUGCUGCUGGAAGUUGAUAGCAAGUAACAUCCAUGACAGUAAGAAUGCAAGAUCAAGUCUUGUCCUAGAAACAAUGCCCAUAAUGGAAAAAAAAAAAAGAAAGCAGAAGAGAAAUGUAAGUCCAACCAGGCCCAGCCUAGCCCAGCCCAAGGAAGGUGGGAGUCAAGGAGAAGAAACUAAAAGAGAAGAGCCUUGGACCACAACAUUCUCCACAAGCUCUCCUACACUCUCUCCACCCAACCCCACCUUCCUGUUGGGCAUCGGACCUCCCUAUUGGCUAUCUCAUACCUUUCAACUGCCUGCCUUGUGACAUCAUUCUCCUACCAAACCUACUACCACUUGAUAGAGUCUUCGGGUUUCCGUGGAGUUGACUGUAAAUAAAUUUGGAUCAUCACAAGUGACCAGUGACAAGUGACCAGUAAGCAGUGACCUUUGUACUGGACACACGUGCCGUUCAGCUGCAGCCACUCAGACAGCCUCUGGUGUUUUCACCUCAUCCCUUGUAUCUGCAGUUGAUGUUUCCUCUUCUUCUCUGACCAUAUCAGAAAAUUUCCAAAAUCCAUCUGUACUUGGAACUCUAAGUUCUCUGCAGCACUCUCUUCCUGUGGUGAACAAUGUAGCUUCCCUAACAGGAAGUGUCUGCAACUUCUCCAGGGUCUCUGCUCCUGCCGUCAGUUCGGCAUCAGCUAUGGCUACCUCUUUCCAGACACUCAUGGGUAGUGCCGACCUUCACCAACAUUCUAGCACGACUAUGUUAUCUGGAGUUACUGACCAGAGCCAGAUCCCGAAUUCAGCUGCUUCCUAUCCAGGUGUUUUUGAGUGGGGCAUCACAGAAAGCACUGAAAAGAAUUCUUCUUCACUCAGAGACUUUACUCUGGCACUCACUGACCAGCACACAACUGCUUCCUCCGUGUUUAUGGCAGCCCAUAUGAUAAAACUACAGACACCAAUAACAUGGUCCCUCUAUAUCCAUCACCUUCUGCCAGCCUUGCUCAGGGAACAUCAUCUCAGAUUGCAAAUCAGGGACACAGCCUGUCACUUCCCUACCAGGAAGGAAGCCAGGUAUAUUACUAUAACCAAGGCACACUGGGGUCUUUACUGUAUUGAGAACUUGGCUCCUGCCUGCAAUCCUAUGGCUCUGUGUCAUACACAGGAAGUAGGGCCUCUGUGCAACCAGAAAUGGUCAUGGUACUAAAGGAGAUUUAGCCCACAAAUAUCUUACCACCCGCUUCCACCUCAGGAAUCUACUACCCUGUGUCUGCUCAACCCAUCACAGAAACAAGUUUUCAGGGUGAGUACAAACAGCAAGAAAGUUGAACAAUGGGGUCAGCAUUCAAAAAUGGGAUCAAAUCUACAGCUGGGAAGUGGUGUAUAGACAGGUAAAAUUUAGAUCCUGAGCCUUUAAUAACCACUAUCUUCGUUCAGGGCUCUCUGUUUUUAGACUAUAUAAGAACACCAAGGGCUUCGUGGUGGCACAGUGGUUAAGAAUCUGCCUGCCAAUGCAGGGGACACGGGUUCGAGCCCUGGUCUGGGAAGAUCCCACAUGCCGCGGAGCAACUAAGCCCAUGUGCCACAACUACUGAGACUGCAUUCUAGAGCCCAUGAGCCACAACUACUGAGGCCCACGCACCUAGAUCCCAUGCUCCACAACAAGAGAAGCCACCGCAAUGAGAAGCCCGCACACCGCAACCAAGAGUAGCCCCCGCUAGCCGCCACUAGAGAAAGCCCAUGCACAGCAAUGAAGACCCAGUGCAGCCAAAAAAGUACAUACAUAAAUAAGUUCAAAAAAUAAAUAGAUAAAAGUAAAUAUAAAAAAGAACACCUAAUGCAGGGGGAAGGUGGGAGGGACACUGCAAAGGUCAUCUAUGCUACAUGUACAAGAACCCCGAGAGCAUACCAAUAGGUACCACAUUUUUCACUGCUGUAGCCGAUCAUUCCGCCUGUACUACCACACUGUAUCACUGCCUUCCCUGAUCUACUGCUAGAGUCUCUUUGGAAGGUGUUUCAGAACUCUUUUUAUGAUGGUGCCAGUUUAACUGUCCUCACUUCCUUAAUAUAUGCCAGGAUUUAAGACGUUAGGGUCCGAGAUCCUGUCCAGAGCGAGCAGGCCAAGACUCUGUCUUUGUUUAUCUAUUUCAUCAGGAAGGGCUCUACUCCCUCUCCUAGUUCAUGGUGUGAAGAGUUCUUCGCCUCUCAGGAAAGUGGGGAGAAUUGAACGGACUCUAUAUGAGAAUGCUAGGCUUUGUAAAACAUUUCAUUUUUUAAAAAUAACACUCAUUUUUUAAUUGACUUAUAACAACCCUAUGAAAUACAAAGAAAGCCAAGAAUCAGUGACAUGAAAUGAUCACCAGUAAGAAUUACAACAGUCACCGAUUAUCUCAUAGCAUAGGACACUGUCCAUGAUCCUUAAGAAGAGUUAGUAGAAAUGCCUUGCCCAUCUUGCCCCCAAACACCAUGUACCUUGAAAGGUACAUGACUGCUGUGUUGGUGUUUAGGGGGAGCAUCUCACUUACCAGGGACUGACUUCUACCUUGAUUCCUUGGAACGGAUGGAGACUUCCCUGGUGAUGAAAAACUCCCAGGGAUUGCAACCUUCAAGCCAGAUAUCUUGUGUGACACAAACUCAAGAACUCCCCAAGUCCUGCAGGGGCAGAAAUAUUCAGACACUUGAGAGUAACCCACCACCUGAACUUGGGGACAUUUCAGGGACAGCUCCAGUCCAGAGUGCCAGUAGUCUCCUGGCCCUGCCUCCAGCUUCAAACCAGGGACAAAUAGAGAGUAAGAACUUGGAAGAUAUUAAAACCAAGCUUUCGAAGCCUCUAGAUGCCUACCAGAUCCCAAGAGAAAACGAAGAGCCUCCACUACUCCCUUCAGAAAUCCCUGAUAUUCACCAGCUCCCGGGCUGCGCUGACCCUGUCAGCCAAGAGGAGCAGCCUGGUUCUGAAAAUGCUGAUCUGGGAAAGAACAGCCUGAGUCUUGAGAACCGAGGGACACUUGAAAAUGGGAUGGAAUCUAGCAGUGGUUUUGCAGACAUUACUGCACUGGUGGAGGAUAUUCACCUUCCCCAGCUCUUUAAUUCUUUGAAAGAUCUUGAUCAAUCCAAAGGUCCCAACGUGAUCAAAGCCAAAGACACCAGAGCCAUUAAGGUGAAUCAGGUGCAGGAAAAGCCAAGUGUCAUAAAGGUUCCCUCUGAUCAACCCAGGAAGAACAAACAUAAAACGUCUGAGCCUAUCAGUGGUGCUCCCAAGGCCAAAAUCCAGCCAAAGAAUCCGGAGUGCCUGUUAGGGGGAGAAGUGGUUCUAUGCAAUGCUGCAGUCAGUGACAGGGCUCCUGUGAACACGGCCAAGCAUUCUAAAGGCCAACCUCAGAAAGCUGCAUCCAGAAAGAUCAGCAAAGCUAAGAGCCACGGGCAGGAAAGGACCACAAGGACCAGAGAAAGAAAGAAGGCUGAAGAGAAUAAGCAGUCAGGGAACAAAGUCAAGGCAGAAGAGAAGCCAACAAUUCCCCAGACGAAGCAAAAGGAACACCAAACUGACCUUAUCCAAGAGAGCUUUAAAAAGCCUCGAACCUCCCUAGGCAUGUGCAUGCUGGAGUCUGGGAAGGUUUUUCAUGCACUGCGAGAGAAGAAUGAUAAGAAAACUGGGCUCUCUUCCUGUCAGGUCUUGGGAAAUUCAAGCAACCCUAAAGACCCCCAGCCACCCCCAGCUAUCCAGCCAUGGUGGUGUACCCCACGUGAGGGUAAGAGUCCUGAGAAAACUCAAGUCGAAGCCCAGAAACCAGACAGCAGUGCUGAAAAAGAGUGUCCAUUUCCAUUCCAGUAUGAGCUGCCUCCUCCGGGGAAGGUCAAGUUGAUACCUCUGCCUUUUUCUGCCUGGGACAAGCCUCAAGCUCGACCUGCUCCUCGGAGGCCACAGUCUCUGGCCUCACAUCGGCCUGUUGUGGCGGACCAUGCCCAGGCUGCUUCUACUAACUCAGCUCAACCUGCUGCAGCCAGUUCAUCCCAGCCAGCUCCUGCCUCUUUGCCAGGUCCUGCCAAAGCAGCUCAGCCAACUGACCAACCCAACCCAACCAGGUUGGACUGACCGUACCCAGCCUAGUGUCCAUCAUUCUGCUGCUCCUAGGCCUGCACCCUACAAAACUUCAUCUUGCACUUCUCUCCAGCAGGAGCCUGUUCCCCCUGCUGUGACUAAGCGCCAGUCCCCACCCAAGCUCCAAACCCCAUUUCUACUCCAAGACUUCAGCAAGCAAUGAAUUCUAUGGAGGGAACCCAAUGUUCCUGAGCCAGUCAUGUCAAAGCCCAUCGAACAAAAGCAGAAGUCAGAGUGGAAGGCCACGAAGAGGCGGGCUCUACAGGAACGUGAGAAGCCUGCCAAAUACACCUCUUUGGGGAAACUGCAAUUUUUCAUUGAGAGAAAAAGAAAUGGAAAUUGCUGACAACUACGGAUAUUUAAAGUAAGAGCUGGUAGGAUUGUUUGUGCCACCUUGGGUACCAGCUGUUCUUCCAUAUAUAGAUAAGAUAGGUAUAAAGUUCUCUAUUUACUUUGAUAUAUUUUAAAACAAUAAAACUGAAUAAAUAAAUGUAAUAGAAUUAAUA